This is a messenger RNA of Lynx canadensis (Canada lynx), 915 nucleotides long. RefSeq names its product CMRF35-like molecule 1. Gene Ontology annotation, cellular component: plasma membrane. The transcript has 4 exons. The record is from RefSeq and is a predicted model, not a curated record. NCBI's taxonomy places the organism in Eukaryota, Metazoa, Chordata, Mammalia, Carnivora, Felidae. Bases 1 to 597 code for a protein of 198 amino acids. Gene Ontology annotation, molecular function: transmembrane signaling receptor activity.
AUGCGGCUGCUCCCGGUUGUGAUCCUUCUCGUCGUCCAAGGCCACUUCUCCACCUGCGUGCAGAGAACGGUGAGAGGCACGGCAAUGGGCACACUGACCGUGCACUGUACAUAUGGGCGGGGUUGGGAAUCCUACAAGAAAUGGUGGUGUCGUGGGUACGAGUGGGAUUCCUGCAAAAUCCUUGUUAAAAGCACCGGGUCAGAGCAACUGGUGAAGAAGGGCCGAGCAUCCAUCCAGGACAAUCACAGCCGGCGCAUAUUCACCGUGACAUUGGAGGAUCUCUGGUAUGACGAUGCAGACACCUACUGGUGUGGGAUUGAGAAAGCUGGCAAUGACCUGGGGUACAAAGUGUACGUGGAUGUUGACCCAGCCCCUGAUCCAACAGACUCUCCCAAGCCUGUAGCAAGAACACCAGCUGGUCGAGCUUCCUCUCCUCCUUUUACCCAGGGCAUCAACAGCAGCCAGCCUAUUGUUCUGAUCAACCCCCACAGCAGGUCGGGGAUCUUGGCCUUCAAUGUAGCAGCAGAGAAUCCUCCUGUGUGGAUCCUCCUGGUACCUCCUUUCCUUGCCACCCUCAAGUGGCUCUGCCAAGGAUAAAUAACUAUUACAUCGUUCAGGACUCUGGCCAAUGAUGGGUUUUCCAAUUCCAGACCAACCAGUAAGCUUAAAACCUGGAUUAAAUCAAGUUCCAGAGUGUGUCCACAAGGACAAAGCCCCUGAUGGGCCAGCUGCACAGAGGUCCGCCAAUUCCACCUUCUGCUGCAUCAGCGCCUCCAAGAAAGAAUUCCUUGAACGUAAAAGAUGGAAAACAGGGUUGGACCAUCGCCCAACCCACAUCUGAUCUGUUUGCCCUGUAUAUUCCCUAUUAAAAUCUUUGGCUUUCUUGUGCUCCCUGGAAAUUAUUUUGUUUGGACA